Corvus hawaiiensis (hawaiian crow) is the source of this 1128-nucleotide messenger RNA. It is a transcript of the gene CLN6, whose product is annotated as CLN6 transmembrane ER protein. The coding region runs from base 67 to 1020 and encodes 317 amino acids. NCBI's taxonomy places the organism in Eukaryota, Metazoa, Chordata, Aves, Passeriformes, Corvidae. The record is from RefSeq and is a predicted model, not a curated record. The transcript has 7 exons.
GCCGCCGACACCGGGACAGGCAGCGGGAGCGGCUCCGGGAGCGGGGCCGGAGCCCCGGCCGGGCUCAUGCAGGGCUCGGCGCGGCGCCGGCCGUUCCCGGCCGCGGCCCCGGGGUCCCCCCCGCCCGCCGGGCCGCUCUACCCGGGCAGGCACGGGGCGGUGAAGGCUGAGGACACCUUCAAGACGUCCCCGUUCCACCUGGACCUGUGGUUCUACUUCACCCUGCAGAACUGGGUGCUGGAUUUCGGGCGCCCCAUUGCCAUGAUUAUCCUCCCUCUGGAAUGGUUUCCUCUGAACAAGCCCAGUGCUGGGGAUUAUUUCCACAUGGCUUACAACGUUAUCACACCCUUCUUGCUGCUGAAGCUCAUCGAGAGGUCCCCCAAAACCCUGCCCAGGUCCAUGGUCUACGUCAGCAUCAUCACCUUCGUGAUGGGCGCCAGCAUCCACCUGGUGGGAGACUCGGUGAACCACCGGCUCAUCUUCAGCGGGUACCAGCACCACCUGUCCGUCAGGGAGAACCCCAUCAUCAGGAACCUCAAGCCUGAGACCCUGAUCGACUCCUUCGAGCUGCUCUACUACUACGACGAGUAUUUGGGGCACUCCAUGUGGUACAUCCCGUUUUUCCUGAUCCUCUUCAUCUAUUUCACCGGCUGCUUCACCCCCGUGGCAGAGCAGAGCAGGAUGCCCGUGGCUGCCGUGCUCCUCAUGGGGCCCAGCAGCCUCUACUACUGGUACCUGGUGACAGAGGGCCAGAUCUUCAUCCUCUACAUCUUCACCUUCUUCGCCAUGAUGGCUUUGGUGAUGCACCAGAAGCGGAAGGGGCUGGUGCUGGACAGCAACGGGCUCUUCCUCUUCUACUCCUUCAUCAUCGCCCUGCUCCUCAUCGCGGGCUGGGUGGGGUGGCUCUGGAACGACAAAAUCCUCAGGAAGAAAUAUCCCGGCGUGAUCUACAUCCCCGAGCCCUGGGCCUUCUACACGCUGCACAUGAGCAACCUCCACACGGCCAGGGAGAGCUUCUGAGUUUUGAUAUUUGAGAGGGGUUUGGAAAGGGGAGGGGAGGGGGGCAAUAGAACUCUAGUUUUUCUAAUGUAGAUUGAUGUAUUUCGAAUAAAUUCCUGACCAGCGGUA